Molecule: messenger RNA, 2382 nt
Organism: Exophiala xenobiotica
Lineage: Eukaryota; Fungi; Ascomycota; Eurotiomycetes; Chaetothyriales; Herpotrichiellaceae
Exons: 3
Coding region: 1-2382 (793 amino acids)
Molecular function (GO): protein binding
Source: RefSeq, a predicted model, not a curated record
AUGGCUGAUCCCCUCUCCAUUGCCGCCAGUGUCGCUGGACUGGUUUCCCUCGGCCUCGAUGUUACCGGGGCACUCAUCGAUUACUAUCAAGAUUACAAACACCAAGAUUCGGACGUUGCUGCCAUGAUGUGCCAUAUCAAGAGCGUCCACAGGUAUUUUGAGCAGCUAUCCCAAGUCAUUGCCGAACGGACGUUUCAGGGCGACGAGAGCCUUACAGGGAACGUUGAGUCGUCAGUCACGAAGUGCGACAGCCUUUUGCAAAAACUGCAGAAAAGAUACAGCAAAUUUGAGAAGCCCUCAGGCGAUCUCCGCACGAGACUUGAAGCGGCAUGCUCCCGAGCUCGUUAUCCUUUCAGAAAGUCCACACUGGAAAAAAUCAAAGAGAAUGCUGAGGAAAUCCGGGACAACAUCUCCCCCGUGUUGCAGCUAUUGCAACUAAAAGAUAAUAAGAGAAUCCACGACAGAACUACUGAGAUCAAAACCUUGGUCGAGUUUGUCACAGCCCGUCAAAUAGCGUCCAAUCUCCGUACGUGGUUGAAUGCGCCUGAUGCCACUAGCAAUCACUAUGCAGCUUGUACGAAGAGCCAUCUAGGCACUGGCAGCUGGCUCCUCCAGUCUGCAUCUUUCAAGUCCUGGUUGGACAGCCCAAACUCUUUUCUAAUCGGUUUCUUCUACUUCACAUUCAGCGACGAAUCGAAGCAGAAUACUUCGGCAAUGUUGAAGGCUCUGUUGUUGCAAUUAUCGAGCCAGCAUUCCUCUGGUGAGAAUAUUCUGAGCAGGCUUCAUGACAAGUACGGACCUGGCACGCUGCCUGUAUACGCCCUGGAAGAUGCUCUUGGAGAGUUACUGUCUCUGUUCGCAAACGUCUUCGUCUUCGUGGACGCUCUUGACGAGAGCCCAUGGCAGACAGCUCGCGGUGAAGUCCUGGACACUUUGAAUCGUUUCCGCGACUGGAACGUGCCCGGUUUGCACCUUCUGGUCACCAGUCGAGACUUGCACGACAUUCGUGAUGACAUUCAACCUUUGCCGGAAGAGGACAUUGCAAUGAUCAAGAACGAGGGAGUGGAUCAAGAUAUUGCAUCUUACAUCGCCGGUCGACUGGACACCGACAGACGUCUAGCGAAAUGGAAACCGUUUCGGUCCAAGAUCGAGGACGGCCUUACGCUACGUGCUCGAGGAGUGUUUCGGUGGGUGGAUUGUCAAUUCACGUUGCUUCAAUCCUGUCCCCGCACCGAAAGCCAUCUCGAAGAGCGAUUGCAAUCACUUCCAGCAGACCUGGACGAAACUUACGAGCGCAUGCUCCUGGAAGUGCAGAGGCGCGGCCUCGCCUUCGACCUGUGGCGAGUUCUGUUGCAACUUUGCUACGCUCAUCGGCCUAUGAUGAUCGCAGAGGUGAUUGACGGCCUGGCAGUAGAUGUUGGUGAUCAGGCUGGUCUGAAUCUUAAUCGUCAGCUCCAGGACGAAGAUGAUGUUCUCCAGAUAUGUUCGGGCUUUGUUGAAGUCGAUAUCCAAGUCGUGGCAGACCACCUCUGGUCCAAGAUAUUCACCAAAUUCAAGGUUCUUCGGAUUGCGCAUUUCACAGUGCAGGAAUACCUGGAAUCAGACAGACUACCAAAACAAGUCGGUGACAAUUUUGGUCUAAAUGCUGCAGUUGGUCAUCAGGAGAUCACCAAAAUAUGUCUAACAUAUCUAUCGCAUCCAGGAUUAUCUGUAGAUCCACUUGCAGAAAAUUCCUUCGAGGCUACCAUCGGGGAUUACCCUUUGGCCUACUACGCAGCAAGACUUUGGCACGAGCACUAUAAGCGAGCAAGCAGCCAUGGUGAUAAUCUUGAUGUCUUGGUGCUUCCAAUUUUUACGGAUCCUCAGAUCUACGCCAAUUGGGCAAUAACAUUGGGAUCGCUAUACAACCGGCGAGGGACAGACAUUCCCGGACUAUUGUAUUUUCCGGCACUUUGGGGGCUGGAAAAUAUAUGCCUAGGACUUCUUCAACUGAAAGCGCCCAAUCAUAUCCAGGAACUUGUGAAUGCGGAAGGUAGCGUGUACGGCACUGCCUUGCACGCAGCCUGUGUCGAAGGCCAUACCAAAAUAGCGAAACUGCUGCUGGAGCACGGCACCGACGUCAACAUCCAAGCUGGUUCUCGUGGAACUGCCCUUCAAGCGGCCGCCGCGCGCCGUUUUACCGAAGCCAUGGAAAUACUGCUGAAGCACGGCGCCGACGCAAACAUCCAAGGUGGUUAUUAUGAGACUGCCCUUCAAGCGGCCGCUUGGCAGUACAAGCAGAGUAAAAACUGCUCGGAGCUCACGUGGACGCUCACCCAGACCCUGCCGCUUUUAAUACUGCCUUCUCGCGACUCACCCUCCACACCUCUACUUACCUUUUGA